AUGGCUGACCUAGGUGGAGAUGAAGCUGAAAUGGCAAGAGCAAUGAAAAGACAACUAGAUGAGAUACUCAAGAGGUUGGGGGUGAAAAGGGAACAUCUGUAUUGCACUGAUACAAGUUUGAGUGAGCCAACUAGUAGUGGUACGAGUAGAACAUCAACCCCAAAGUAUAGCCCACCACACAUGAGAAAUUUUGAGAAGAAUACAACCAAUGAAGAAGGACCAUGGAGGAACAAUGGUAGGUGGAGAAAUGUGCAUAGUGAGUAUUAUCAAAAUGAUGUGAGUAAUAAUGAAAAUAAUAGAAAUCAUCAUGAUAAUAAUAAUACAAAUAUCAGAGAUGUAAAUAAUCGAUCUGACAAUAAUGGCUAUAACUGGGGAGGUAAUAAUAGAGGUUACAAUGCAAACUAUGGUGGUAAUUAUAAUAAUGGAAAUGGGAAUGGUAACAACAAUUGGAAUAAUGGAAAUAACAACAAUAGUAAUAACAGUAAUGGCGAUGGUUAUAAUGGUAACAACAAUUACAAUGGUGGUGGAAAUAAUGGCAAUCAUGGCAAUAAUGGUGGUAAUCAUAAUGGAAGAAACAUAAAUAAUCAAAAUAAUAACAGUCAUCACAGGCCACCCAUGACCAUUGAGAGAUAUAGGCAGUUAGAUUUCACUGGCAUAGUCGGUCAUCCAAACCACAUAUCAAAUGACUUGAGAAAUGUUAUUCCUAAAUUCACUGGGAAUGGAACAGAUACUGUUGAACAACAUGUUAUGAAUGUUUAA
Cryptomeria japonica (Japanese cedar) is the source of this 759-nucleotide messenger RNA. RefSeq lists its product as uncharacterized. Lineage: Eukaryota; Viridiplantae; Streptophyta; Pinopsida; Cupressales; Cupressaceae. The transcript has a single exon. The record is from RefSeq and is a predicted model, not a curated record. The coding region runs from base 1 to 759 and encodes 252 amino acids.